AUGGGCGGCGAGGGCGGGCCUCGGCUUCCCGGCGGGCUGCGCGGCGGCCGGCGGUUGUCGGCGGGGCAGUCCGGCGGGCAGCGGCGGCCGUUCCGGCUGCGGCACAGCGGCGGGCGAGCGGGCUGGCCCUUCUUUCGUCUGCUGAACUUGCGGAAGCUGGGCCUGAGUGACAACGAGAUCCAGCGGUUGCCCCCCGAGGUGGCCAACUUUAUGCAGCUGGUGGAGCUGGACGUGUCCCGGAACGACAUUCCGGAGAUCCCCGAGAGCAUCAAGUUCUGCAAGGCCCUGGAGAUUGCAGAUUUCAGCGGGAACCCUUUGUCUAGGCUCCCGGAAGGCUUCACUCAGCUGCGCAGCCUGGCUCACCUGGCCCUGAAUGACGUGUCCCUGCAGGCGCUGCCCGGGGACGUGGGCAACCUCGCCAACCUGGUGACCCUGGAGCUCCGGGAGAACCUGCUCAAGUCUUUGCCUGCGUCCCUGUCCUUCCUGGUCAAGCUGGAACAGCUGGAUCUGGGAGGCAAUGAGCUGGAAGUGCUGCCCGAUACCCUGGGGGCUCUGCCCAAUCUUCGAGAGCUGUGGCUGGACCGGAACCAGUUGUCCACACUGCCCCCGGAGCUCGGGAACCUGCGGCGCCUGGUGUGCCUGGACGUGUCGGAGAACCGGCUGGAGGAGCUGCCCUCUGAGCUCGGCGGGCUGCUGCUGCUCACGGACUUGCUGCUCUCCCAGAACCUGCUGCAGCGGCUCCCUGACGGCAUCGGUCGGCUGAAACAGCUGUCCAUCCUGAAGGUGGACCAGAACCGUCUGUGCGAGGUGACGGAGGCCAUCGGUGACUGCGAGAACCUCUCGGAGCUGAUCCUCACGGAGAACCUGCUGACGGCUCUGCCCCGCUCUCUGGGCAAGCUGACCAAGCUGACCAAUCUCAACGCGGACCGCAACCGUCUGGAGGUGCUGCCGCCCGAGAUCGGAGGCUGUGUGGCUCUCAGUGUCCUUUCCUUGAGGGACAACCGUCUGGCCGCCCUGCCGCCCGAGCUCGCCCACACGGCUGAGCUGCACGUGCUGGACGUGGCUGGAAACCGGCUGCGGAGUCUGCCGUUUGCGCUCACCCACCUCAACCUCAAGGCCCUAUGGCUGGCUGAGAACCAGGCACAGCCUAUGCUCCGGUUCCAGACGGAGGACGACGCCCAGACCGGCGAAAAGGUUCUCACCUGCUACCUGCUGCCGCAGCAGCCCCCACCCAGCCUCGAUGAGCCGGGGCAGCGGAGCCCUUCGGAGAGCUGGAGCGACACCCCGCUCGGUCGCGUCAGCGUCAUCCAGUUUCUGGAGGUCCCCGCUUGUGGCGACGACGCCGAGGAAGCUGCUGCUGAGAAGCGGGGCCUGCAACGUCGGGCCACGCCUCACCCCAGCGAGCUGAAGGUGAUGAAGAGGGGUGUCGAGGAACGUCGGGGCGAAGCCUUGGCCUGCAGGCCCGAGUCUGGGCCACCCUCGCCUUUGGAGGAGGAGAAGAGGCUGAGCACCGAGUCUGGCCUGAGCAAGGACUCACAGCCGUCUGAUGGCACGGCCUCCCAGGGUGACCCCGAGGGGCUGCUGACCGAGACGCAGGGGCCGAGCCAGCAGGAAGCCGGCCCGGGCACCCCAGAGGAGCCUGCGGAGGAGACUUACGAGGAGCCCACAGUGCGCUUCGCAGAGGACACGCUGCUGCUGCCCCCGAGGGAAGACGGCGAGAGCGAGGAGGGGCAGUCGGAGGCGCCCUGGCCCCUGCCCAGUGGGAGACAGCGCCUUAUCCGCAAGGACACGCCUCACUAUAAGAAGCACUUCAAGAUUUCCAAGCUGCCCCAGCCCGAGGCCGUUGUGGCCCUGCUGCAGGGAGCACAGCCGGACGGGGAGGGCCCAGCAGGGCCUGGGGGCUGGCACAACGGCCUCCACACAGCCUGGGCUCCUCGGGACGAAGAGGAAGGUGAGAAGGAAGAGGAGGAAGAGGAGGCGGAGGAGGAGGCUCCUCCGGACGAAGAGGAGGCUGAGAAGGAGGCGGCGGAGGAGGCGGCCCUGGUCUCCGCACCCUCCAUCAAGGGGGUGUCGUUUGACCAGGCCAAUAACCUGCUGAUAGAGCCCGCACGCAUUGAGGAGGAAGAGCUCACGCUCACCAUCGUGCGGCAGACGGGGGGACUAGGUAUCAGCAUCGCUGGUGGCAGGGGUUCUACGCCCUACAAAGGGGAUGACGAGGCUGCGCUGCAAACAGGACCCCGUCCUUGUGGCAGGGCGCCGAUGGGGGUGGGCACUGACCUCGGCAGGGGCGGCAGCGUCGGUGUCGAAGCCGUCACAGACGAGCACGGUGAGGGUGUCGCCCACGCCGCGCAGCAGCCGCACGGCCUCGCCGUGUGUCAGGCCCAGCAAGCUCUGCUGGUUCACCUCCAGCAGCCGCAGCCCCACCCGCAGCCGGCCGUCACGCCCCGCUGCUCCCGUGGGGCUCACCUGCAGAGAGACCCGGACCUCGAGGUCUACGAUGGUUCCUCUUCCCCGAGGAACCCAGUGGGGCGGGGCCGGCCGAGGAGGGGCCCUCACCUUGGAAAUGAAGAUGCCCUCGUCUGUGGGGUCACAGGGGUUCCCCGCAUGGCCCUUGGCGCCCCCUCGGAUGCUGAUGCCCAGCUUCUCGCCGGGAGCUUUCUGGAUACAGAGUUCCCGCAUGCCCGGGGGUGGCGGGUCCCUCCUCACAAGCAAGACCAGCUCCAGGCAGGGCCGAAGCAGGGCACUGACCGCCUCCUGGUGCGUGGCCUCCCGAAUGUCCUGCCCGUUCACUGCCAGGAUGCGGUCCCCAACCCGGAGGCCGCUGCGUGCAGCCAGGCCCCGUGGGAGCACCUGUCAGUGGGGGUAGGGGUGAGGUCCGUCCCCGUGCGCGACUGUGCUCCCUGGUCUGAGGGCCCCGCCUCUCUCAGGCCCGCCUGCGGCCUUCUGACUGCCAUGUUCCAGAAGGUGUCCCCGGGUGUCAUUGCCAACCCCUUCGCGGCAGGAAUCGGCCGCCGGAACAGCCUGGAGAGCAUCUCCUCCGUCGACCGGGAGCUGAGCCCCGAGGGCUCUGGCAAGGAGAAGGAGCUACCAGGACAGACCCCACAGUGGGGACUGGAAGCUGUGGGUCGGGGCCCGGAGGGCCUGAAGCUGGACCACCGCACCCUGGCCGCCACGCCCGGCGCUGGCAGCACGCAGAGGAGAACACGGGGAGGGGAGCCGGGGGCGCUGCCCACGGGACAGCUGCCUCGCUAUGGUCCUGUCUGGAACAGCCGGAGGGAAGAUGGCCGAGGCUCCCUGCUCCCCCUCCCCCAGCUGCCAGCAGGCCUGCAGGAGGAGGACGGAGAGGUGGCCGUGGUGCUCCUGGGCAGGCCCUCGCCUGGCCCCGAGGAGGUGACGCUGUGCAGCAGCCGCCGCCCGAUCCGGCCAGGGCGCCGCGGCCUGGGCCCAGUGCCCUCCUAG
Puma concolor (puma) is the source of this 3459-nucleotide messenger RNA. NCBI's taxonomy places the organism in Eukaryota, Metazoa, Chordata, Mammalia, Carnivora, Felidae. The record is from RefSeq and is a predicted model, not a curated record.